CCGCCGCCGCAGAUUUGAAGAUGAAGUGCCCCCGGGCCGCCACUGCCGCCCGUCGCGCUCCUGCCUGCGAGUGGCAGCUCUACCUGAGCGAGACCCGCCUGGCCACCUACCGCAGCUGGCCCUUCACCGAGGGCUGCGCCUGCACCCCGGAGCAGAUGGCAGAAGCCGGGUUCAUCCACUGCCCCAGCGAGAACGGGCCCGAUGUGGUGCAGUGUUUCUUCUGCUUCAAGGAGCUGGAAGGCUGGGAGCCUGAGGAUGACCCCUUAGAUGAGCACAGGAAACACUCCUCUGGCUGCGCUUUUCUCUCCCUCCGUAAGAACCCUGUUGACCUGACACUGCAGGAAUUCCUGAAACUGGACAAGGAACGAACAAGAAACAUGAUUAAAAAGCAAAUCUCUCAGAAAGUGACGGAGUUUAAAGAAGAAUCAGAGCGUGCACGUCGUGAUAUUGAGAAGCUGGUCUCCUAGGCCCCUGCGACUUGCCUUGUGUAGUGUCUGACUUGUAUAUAUGUUCUCUAGAGUUGUCUCUUUGUGCCUGGGUGGUGGUAGUAGUGCAGGUCCCUUUCAUGCAAGGAUCAAAGGGAUGUAUACUUAUAAACAAAGGGGGAGAUAUUCAAAAUCACCUAAGGCAUUUAGGACUGCAACUACCAUUGACACUUGUGUUCCUAAAUCUCUUACAUGACUCCGCAAACGUCCUUUGAAAUUUUCUCAUGUUGCCACAUAAAUAAAUGUCUAAAGGAAACUUCAUGCACAAUGAUUUAUUUAACUGCUCAAACUGAGUAUUCUGUAGCAAAGUCUAACAAUCUCUCCUAUUAGAAUAGUUCACAUAAUUACAUUUUUAUUUUAAAAUGUGAAAUAAGUUAAUCACAGUAAAUGCUGUCUUAGGGGGACCACUGCAGAAGUGGUGAAUGAUCCAUUUAAGGUAUUUCCAACAGCAUCCUAAUCUUAAAGGCACAAUUACUCUCCUGGGGCUCAAUCCUGUAGUUCUUCUAAGUAUAAGAAGAUUACUUGUGAUUUUGAUAUCAAAAGGUGUCAGCUACUUGCUUGAUUCAAAGCCCCUUGGAGUCAGUUAAAAAAAAAAAAAAAAAAAGCUUUGGCGAUGCAGUUUUUU
Chelonoidis abingdonii (Abingdon island giant tortoise) is the source of this 1110-nucleotide messenger RNA. Its product is annotated as baculoviral IAP repeat-containing protein 5. The record is from RefSeq and is a predicted model, not a curated record. Lineage: Eukaryota; Metazoa; Chordata; Testudines; Testudinidae.